UAAUUGGCGAGCUGGGCGUCAAGGCUAGGGAAAGGGCGCCCAAUGGGAGCCUGGAAAGGCCGUCCCCGCCGGCCAAUCAGCGGCGGCCGCUAAAAUUUGAAUCCGAGCUGAGGCGGAGGCCGUUCGCUCGCCCGCUCGGCGCUUCCAAUCGGGCCCUGAGAGCCAACCAGGGAGGCGGAGGUGCGAAGGGAAGGCCGGAGACCAGGCCUCACGGUUUUAUCUGGUAGAGGCAGGCAAACCUUGUCACCUCCACGUCAUAUCUAAAACAGAGAAGAUGGCGAGCAAUUAUACUACUCGAUAUAAAAAGGACCUGAGUACUCAGACCCUCAAGGCGAAAAUUGUCCGCCGGAAAUCUCUUUUGCAGAAAGAGAGCAGGCACAAGGAGUUCAACAGAGGUCGGCAGUUUGGCCCCGUGGAUGUCAACACGCAGGCAGCAAGAGACAGGGAGCUUUCUCGGCUGGAUGAGUCCGGUGAAGUACACUCACCAAAGAGCAGUGCAAAGCCCAGUCAGCUCUCAAAUGCUACAGCUAAGACUCGGGGCCAGGAGCGCCUUGAAAUGCUCCAACGUUACAAAGCUGAAAAAGAACUUCGGAAGUUGAAAGAGCAGAGAGAGAAGCCUAUAUUUAAAUGUGGACGAUUCCAACCGGAAGGUCCUUCCUUCCUCCCGAAAGCAUCACAGAUCCCGGUGCUGACCAAAGGAAAGGAGAGGAAACCGUCGACCACUGAAGUACCAUCCGUAAGAGUAACAAGAUCAAAGGCAAAGAACCAGUUGCAAGAACCGGUUAGACCUCAGCUUCCUGUGGUUUGUCUUUCAUUUUUUCCUUAUUAUUUGAGUAAGAUCCCCAAGUACGCCAGCAAAAGUGUGUCGCAAGCAGCUCAGCAGAAGCAGAUCUACAUAGACAAAACUCUCAAAAAAGAGAGCAAAGAGGUACAGCGUCCAGCCUCCACCAUCCCCAAUGGAAGAAUCACAAGAGGAGCAGCAGCUGCGAAGACCAAAAUACCACAGGUUUCAAGGCCGGCUGCAGCUAUAGGUAAUCCACCACAAGGUGUAAAUAAAGGGAGGCAGCAAAGAGGUGUCAAAGACAAAGGGGCCGCGGUGUGUGAGAUGGAAGAGAACCCACUGGCGCUGCCACCCAUGGAAGAAGUGACAGUCCAGUCGAGGGCAAGCCCUGAGCCGCACGAGGCUUUCCCUGAGAAAGAAAACCUGCCUCCUUCUCAUAUCCCGGGCCCUGCCCUGUCCAGGAGAACGCGGUCCUUUGCCCCUCAGAACUUUGUCUUCAAGCCUCUGGAGGGCUUGGCUGCCUACCGAGUGAAACCGAUGAGCCCGUCCCGAGCCAACGUAUUCCUGUCGCCCAACCUCGUCUGGAGUCCUGUGAACUGCGCCAGCGGAGUCCCUGGAGAAGGGGCAGAAGAAAAUGGGCCAAAGGACUGCAGUCUGAAAUAUCAAACCUCCCCUGAGCCUAAGGAAGAUCCUCAGGAGCAUCACUUGGGGGUGGAGUCAAGUGCACCUGAGGAAGAAUGUGUUCCUCUGGAGAAGUUGGAUGUCACUCCCUCGGAAAGAGAAAAAAUCCUUCAGUCUGAGACACAGAGGCUGGCGUCGCAUUGUGAGCAGUGGGAUGGGACAGCAGAAACGGACAUCCCGGAAGAUGCUAAAGACCUCGUCCGCACAACCAUCGGGCAAACCCGGCUACUGAUAGCUGAGAGGUUCAAGCAGUUUGAAGGGCUGGUGGAUAACUGCGAGUUCAAACGCGGUGAAAAGGAGACAACCUGUACCGACCUGGAUGGAUUUUGGGAUAUGGUCAACUUCCAGAUAGAAGAUGUGAAUAAAAAAUUUGAGAACUUGAAGACGCUUCAGGUGAAUGGAUGGCAAGCAGUGGAGGAUGUCCAGUCCAAAAAGCCUUCCAAGAAAAAGGGCCCUCCUCCUUUUCCCAGGGCAACGAAGGCAAGGUGUGGGUCUGCCGAAAGGAAAGCAGCCCGUAAGCGCCUGGCCGCCAUCAAGGCGGCGGUGAAGAGCAAGAUGAAGCCGGAGGGGCCAAUAGCAGAGGUUUCAGAACCGGAAAGGCCGGCCUCCGCAGAGACCUUGGUCUUCGACGGAGGGUUCUUCCAAAUCGAAUCUCCUGCCAAGCCUUUGCCAGGUUGGACUCCUAGAUCGUCCAGCAGGCCUUCCAGGCGGGCCACCCCGAGGUCUGUCACCCGGGCCCUGCUUCAGAGUUGCGCAGAUACUUGUGUUGUCCGGCACGGCACCCUGACACCAUCAUUGCCAGGUCUGAAUGGAUCCGUGGGUCCUCGGGCAAGGGACCUCCUCGAACACAGUGACAUCCAAGCUGCGAAGGAACCAGGUCUGGCAACAGAAGGCAGAGGAGAAGAAGCUAUUGUGAGUAGUGUUUUAAUGGAGACCCAGAGAGCCACCGGCGACAGCAGGCCCUGUUCAGCCAAUGCAGAGCGCUUGGGCUCAGCCAGUUUUCAAGGGCUGGAAAGUCCCUCUGUUUUAAAUGAAGCCCCAGAAACGAUGGGAGAAGUUGGAAGUCCUCUGGAAAAUUUGAUUGAGAACCACAUCCUGUACGGUCCGGAAAAAGGGUCCCAGAUGGAAGGAGUUGAUUCUUGGACUGAGGAACAGCACCCUCUCGAAGGCCCUCUUCUUGAGGACUUUUCCAGUGGCGUCGCCUGUGAUGAUGGAGAUACUGAUUGCCAGCCAAACCCAGAUGCCAGCCUUCUCUUCACCCCGCUCCGGAGCAAAGCCGAGAAUCACGUGGGAGCCACUGUGUGCGAUGACCUUAUUGCGUUUUCUCCCCUUUCACUCCCGGGAGGAGGAAAGGAAUACGAUGGAUUAAUCCAGAGUUAAUACUGGAGGUGUACGAAGCUUGAGAAAGAUGACAUCCACACACUGAAGGAAUUGGAGAAAAGGCUUUCUAUUCGCUUUUUAUGGAUUUUUUGUUCCAUUACAUCUUUUUAGCUUAGUUUCUCAGAGAUGGGGGCGGGGCGUCUGCUGGAAAACAGACCUCAUUUCUGUGUUGUAGGAUGUAAGUGCUAAAGUUCUUCUGUGGCCUAUAUUUUUAACUUUCUGUAUUUAGUUAUAUUGUUUAUAAAGAAGUUCCCUCUGAAUGGGCUUGACUGCACCUAUAGGUGAAACGUUUCAGGUUCCCAAAAUUUGUAAAUAAAGGUCAUCAGUUGGCCAGGAGGGUUUGUGUGUGUGUGUAAGAAAAAAAAACUUUUAAUACUUUGACAGAUGUUGUCUUUAAAAAUGGUCCAGAUACCUUAAUCUUAUUACUCAAAUAUGAUUUACUCCAAUAUUUGAUGGAAAUAUUAAACUUACAUUAAAAGGUUUUGUCUCAUGCA
Molecule: messenger RNA, 3336 nt
Organism: Pogona vitticeps (central bearded dragon)
Lineage: Eukaryota; Metazoa; Chordata; Lepidosauria; Squamata; Agamidae
Source: RefSeq, a predicted model, not a curated record